CUCAUUCAGCAACACAUACUUGCCACAUUUCAGUGUUGGCUCUUUUUAAAUGGACCUUAUCAAGGCAGAACUUGAGAAGAAGAAAGCCGCACUAGCCCAGCUUGCCAACGGGAAAAAGUACAUCAAGCGCGGCGAGCUUGAAAAGCGUCGAGAGGAAGAAUAUCGAGAGGAACAGAAACGAUUAGAGAAGGAGCGCCUGGAAAAGCAAGCGAAACGUCUCGGAGAAGCUCCGAGUGGAAGUCGGAAGGGACUCAAUUCACCCUCUCUAGGCAGCCCUUCAGGAACACCCGAAGCCCAUACAUCCGAUGCCGACAGCCAGAAAGACAAAGCAGAUGAGAACGAUGAAGUAGACUAUAACAUUGCCGAAAGUGAUUUGGUGCGUCGCUUCCGAGCACGAGAUCAGCCAAUUCGCUUGUUCGGGGAAACCGAUAAGCAGCGAAUUCGGCGAUUACGGAAAUUAGAGGCUAGCGAGGAAAGAACGGAGGGGCAGCGCAAUGAUUUCCGUGCUGCGAUGGCGGCUACCGAACAGGAACUUGUUCUAGAGAACUUAAAGCGGAAAGCAUCCGGGGGCGAAGGCGGAGAAGAGGAAGAAGACCAGUAUCGAAAGAAACGAAAAGACCGAGAUGUUGAACGAGAGAUGGUCGACACUUCCAUUAUAUCCCUUGAGCUUCUCCAAUCGGAUCGUGAUAAAGCCUAUAACUUGCUAUCCAUAUAUUUCAAACGACUGCUCAGGGAAUGGGAUAAGUCCUUAGACGCUCGGCCGGAAGACGUCAAACGAAGCGUACAAGGACGGCUUCAAGCCGCUAUACAGGCGCAAACAGCAGAGUACAUGAAGCCGUUCUUCAAACAACUUAAAAAGAGGGCACUCGAACCUGACGUGCUGGCACGCGUCUGUGAAAUUGCCCAACUGAUGCAGCAGCGGGAGUACCUUCAGGCCAAUGAUUCAUAUCUUCGCCUAUCGAUUGGCAAUGCACCGUGGCCUAUUGGAGUCACCAUGGUUGGUAUCCACGAGCGUAGUGCUCGAGAGAAGAUUUUCUCGUCGCAAGUUGCGCACGUACUGAAUGACGAAGCACAGCGAAAGUGGAUUCAAUCCAUUAAGCGCCUAAUGACGUUUGCGCAAACUAAAUGGCCGCCAGACGACCACGCAAAGAUGAUAGGCUAAUGUACGGGUUUGUCAAAAAGUUUCAUUAUGUACAAUCGAGUUAUCUACUUGGUGGUUCCUAUUUGUUACACGAGAGACAGCCCGCUGUCCCAGCUCUUAAAUAUUAUGAACAUCCCAAGGUGGCCAUGAGGUUUCCUUGAACCUCAGGUGUCAAAUGUCCAACGUGCUCAAAUAGUGAUUGACCCAUCAAUGAAAACAAUC
Molecule: messenger RNA, 1363 nt
Organism: Spizellomyces punctatus DAOM BR117
Lineage: Eukaryota; Fungi; Chytridiomycota; Chytridiomycetes; Spizellomycetales; Spizellomycetaceae
Product: mRNA splicing protein PRP18
Exons: 3
Coding region: 50-1162 (370 amino acids)
Biological process (GO): generation of catalytic spliceosome for second transesterification step; RNA splicing
Cellular component (GO): U5 snRNP; U2-type post-spliceosomal complex; U4/U6 x U5 tri-snRNP complex
Source: RefSeq, a predicted model, not a curated record